AUGCCGCAUCGAAUUAUAGCCCUGUCCGCCGCGAGAUACCUCCGUCUUUACACGGAUAGGUACCUCCCGACAUACCUGGCUGGCUUGGCUGGCCACCUACCAAGACAAGGCACCUCCAAUACUAACCUAAACCUGCCUUUCUUGCACCGGUGCGCCCUCAGCCUCCCAAGCCCAUCCGCAUCCACUGAACUGACCGGUCCUGCCCAACAAGCGAGCCUCUCAAACCUUGACUACAACAUCCCCAAGCAAAAGGAGGCUACGCUCAAACCCUCGCUUGCCCUCGCGGCCGCCGUAGCCAGCGCUGCCCUCUUCUUCCAGACGUCACUCGCUGAGUCUUUUGAGCGAAAUCCUGUCGACUAUAUCACGCUCAUUGACAAUGUCCAAAUACAUACGCACUCGCACCGAGUGAAUGCACAGUCCAAGUUCGACCUCACAUUUACCCUCCACAAUGGUCACCAGAAAAUCAGGCUCGCCCUUGAGCCCAACAACGACAUCAUCCCCGACGACCUGGCUAUUACUGUUCUUGGUUCCGACGGCAGCGUCGCUGCUGCACACCCCGUUCUGCGGUCCGACCAGAAGGUCUUCAAGGGCCAAGCCUUCAUCCAGCGCCAUGGCCUUGACGGGUGGUCCGCCGCGGGCUGGGCCAGAAUCAUAGUCUUGAAGGACGGUGAAAAGCCCGUUUUUGACGGUGCCUUCCGUAUUGACGGCAACAACCACCACAUUGAGACCGCUGCCAAGUAUCGUCUGGUCAAGCACAAGGGUGACCCUAGCGUGCAGCUCCCCGACCAGCGCGCUGCUGACACGACCAUGGUGGUGUGGCGCGACUCGGACAUUAUCCCUCUCGAUUAUACCCAGUCCGAGUUGAAGCGUCGGAGUACUGCUGGCAGCGCACUCUGCGACUCCGACACGCUGACCUUUAAUUCGAAAUAUGAUCCUGUUGCCCGAGACUUUAGCCCUCUGCAAUCCAUGCCAACCCACCAACUCUUUGGUCGCCAAUCGAUUGAUGGCGGCGGCGGCGGUGACCCUGCAGGCAACUUGUACGCCAGCAUCGGCUCCGUGAAUGGAUGUCCCACCACGAAAAAGGUCGCCCUUGUCGGAAUCGCCACCGACUGCACGUAUUGGGGCAUAUUUGGCUCCAAAGACGCCAUCCAGAAGCACGUACUCGGUGUCGUCAACAAGGCUUCGGAACUCUACGAGAGCACCUUCAAGAUUUCCCUGGCUGUCCGAAACUUGACUGUCAUUGAAGCAAACUGCUCCAGCGGAGGCACCUCUGCGACCCCGUGGAAUGUGGACUGCUCGCCCGACUUUAGCAUCACCAAUCGACUCAACACAUUUUCCGCUUGGCGAGGCAAGUCUCAGGACAAAAAUGCCUACUGGACACUCCUAACCAAAUGCCCAACCGAUAACGCUGUCGGUCUGGCCUGGCGCGGCCAGCUCUGCCGUCAGGGGUCUGCGCCCAACGGCGGAACCAAUGACACGAUUGCCAGUACCAAUGUCGUAGUCAAUGGCCCUACCGAAUGGCAAAUCUUCGCUCACGAGACAGGGCACACCUUUGGUGCUGUGCACGACUGUACCCCCGAUCUGUGUCCCGUCAAGCAGUCUGCCCAGUCCUGCUGUCCCCUCAAGGUAGGUGGAUGCGAUGCCGGUGCUCAAUUCAUCAUGAACCCCUCCACGGGCAACGGCAUCACCCAAUUCUCCCCCUGCACAAUUGGCAACAUCUGCUCCGGCCUCAUGGGCAAUGUCAAGUCAGACUGUCUGACAGACAACAAAAAUGUUGAAACCAUUACCGAGGGCGUCUGCGGCAACGGCAUUGUCGAGCCUGGUGAGGACUGCGACUGCGGCGGAACCGAGGGGUGCGGCACCAAUAAGUGCUGCAACUCUAAAACGUGCAAGUUCUCGCAGAACGCCGUCUGCGAUCCGGCCAACGAAGACUGCUGCUCCGACAACUGUCAGUUUGCUGGGUCGGGCACAGUCUGCCGCGCCAGCACUGGCGAGUGCGAUCCCGAGGAAAAGUGCCCCGGCAACUCGGCCAACUGCCCGCCCGACGAGCACAAGAAGGCGGGCGAGUCGUGCGGCACCGGGCUCGAGUGUGCCUCAGGCCAGUGCACCUCGCGGGAUCGCCAAUGCCAGGUGGCCGCAGGCGGGCUGACGCACAGCAACAACACCAAGGCGUGCCGCAACGACUGCCUUAUGCUGUGCGAGUCGCCGUCGUUUAUGGGCGGCUCGUGCGCUUUCUACAACCAAAACUUCCUCGACGGCACCAGCUGUAGCGGCGGCGGGCGGUGCCAGGACGGCCAGUGCAAGGGCAGCUCCUGGUGGAAGGAGUUUACCCAAUGGUUUCUGGGAAACAAGGCCAUUUCCAUUCCCGUCACCUGCGUCGUCGGCCUGCUGGUUAUCGCCGUCCUCCUCUCGUGUGUGUGCAGUUGCGUCCGCCGUGCCGGCCGCCGCCGCGUCGUCCGCAACAAGCCCGUCAGCCCGCCGCCCUCCAACGGGUCAUCCGGUGCCUGGAACCCCUACGCCAACGCCCAGUGGCGGCCGCAGCCUGGACCGACCAUGUCGCCGGCCAAUGGCUUUGACGUCCCGCCGCCGCCUGGUCCCCCGAGAGGCGAGGUGUACGGGAAUAACAACUCAUUUGGCAAUGGUGUGCAUGACUUUGCCCCGCCGCCGCAUCCGCCUCCUACCUACAACUAUGGAAACCGUGGAAGUGGACCUAGAUACGCAUAG
Molecule: messenger RNA, 2724 nt
Organism: Cordyceps militaris CM01
Lineage: Eukaryota; Fungi; Ascomycota; Sordariomycetes; Hypocreales; Cordycipitaceae
Product: ADAM 8 precursor
Exons: 4
Coding region: 1-2724 (907 amino acids)
Biological process (GO): proteolysis
Molecular function (GO): metalloendopeptidase activity
Source: RefSeq, a predicted model, not a curated record